UCGGAUGGCGACGACAAGCACAGCUGAUCUACAGGACGAUCAAUAAACACAGUGCAAUAUGUCGAGAUUGGAAAUGACGCAAGAAGUCAAGAAGUCAGUUAUGAUGGAGACAAUCGAUGCGCCGCGCUCGACUCGACAACGAUGCGCCAUUCGUUCUGGCGGACCUGAAGCGGUCAAUCACGGUAAAUCGCAAUGUACGACCACGCCGAUGUCGAGUCCGUCCAGCUUCAUCUUCGAUCACCGCGCGUUGUAUGCACACCCGACAACGAACGUUGGAUCGGCACAUCGAGCAGAAGGUCGGUAACAGUAUGUCACCCAAGCUUCUUGCAGCCGAAGCGGCUAAGGACCUAUGCAAUGAAGAACACAACCCCUGCCACUCGACCUACCACCGGCUUGCCCAUCGCCGCGAUCUAAUGACACUCAAUGUAGUAUCCAAUCGCGAACUUGGAUGGAA
This is a messenger RNA of Dichomitus squalens LYAD-421 SS1, 454 nucleotides long. RefSeq lists its product as uncharacterized. The record is from RefSeq and is a predicted model, not a curated record. NCBI's taxonomy places the organism in Eukaryota, Fungi, Basidiomycota, Agaricomycetes, Polyporales, Polyporaceae. The annotation marks the transcript as partial. The transcript has a single exon.